AUGGACCAUAUCUUGGCAUUUUCCCUCGCGUCGCCCCAGACCUCAAUUUAUCCCGCGGAAUUCUCGCUUCCACCAACCGGCCAACUGCACUUUCCAUUUUCACCCUCUCAGCUCCAGGACAAGGAACUGACAAUGGGCGACUUCAAGAAAUACCUGGAGUCUUCUGUCAUUGAUGAACAUGAGAUUGUAGGAUUUAUUUUUUUCAUUUAUUUUUGUAUUUUUCCCCACAUUCUCGAGUGCGCUGCAUGCUAACAUAACAGCACGGGAAUUUUAAAGGUCACUUACCGCAUCCUAGCGCGCAGACUCGAAGUGCAUGUCAACGUCGCGAAGCAGAUGCUCUACGAAUUCCACAGGUGUCACAAGAAGCAGGAUGAUAGUAUCUACGCUACCUACAUUAUAACCGGCGAGCGGAAGGAGGUGAUCAAAGAGGUCGGGGACGAUGAGGAUGAGGAUGAGGAUAUGAGUGGGAGUCCCUUCGAGAUUACGCCGAGGGAGGUGAGGUUUAGGUAUCAGAAGGUUGUCAAGUUGGUCGGUGAAGAGAAGCUUGAGGGUUUGUUUUCACCUGCUCUUCCUGUUAAUAGUUCGGGGUGUGAGUAGGUGGCUAACGUGGAGAGAAUUUUAGAAGUUAAAGCGGAAAUCGAAAACGUCAAGACUGUUCAUGUUUACAGCCUUGGACCUAGCAGGAUUAAGGAUUUGAGUGUGUUGUCGGCUUGCUCUGAGAGGGUUCGCUCGGAAUUCGUUUACAAGGAUGAACAGGCUGCGGGCAAAGUCUACGGCAUGAUACUUAAUCAUCUAGCGACUGUGGGUCUCUUCUCCGUGCCACCAAGUUGGAUUUGUGCUCACCGGGUGGUAGAAAACCCCAAAACCUGUCAGACCACCAGCCAGACCGCAUGCCGUGGCUGGUCCGUCAGCGUCAAGGACGAACGAGAAGACUGAGGCAAAGGAGGGGCCUGGCGCCAAGUCGAAGCUGGGUACGGGGACUAAGGUGAAACAGGAACCUAAGACCAAAACAGAGAAGAAGCCCGCACCUACUCAGAUGAAGCGUUCUCAAUCGGCGGUUAAACCCGCACUGAAGAAACAGAGUUCUUCCAAUCUACUUACUUCAUGGGGUAAUGCUGCCAAUAAGAAGGCGGGAUCCAAUUCUUCUUCAACCGCGCAUAGCCCUAAAACCGAGGAAGGUCGCUUAUAUCCAUGUUCUAUCAUCGCCGUAACGGACGCUAACUGGUGAUUUUAGGCCUGGUUGGGAUGGAUCUUGAUAGCGAUGAGGAUGAGGAUGAUCUUGAACCAGCCCUCCUUAGAGACGCCGCUGAAGAUGCUAGAAAAAGGAGGGAGAAAUAUGAGGAACUUGAUAAGAUGAUGGAGAUGAGUGAUGAUGAAGGUAUGAUUUGCGCUCGCCAGCUUGGUGGUCUGGUGGAUCCUAAUAACUGGCAGAUGUUAAACCCAAACCCAGGAGAGUAAGGGAAGAAGUGAGCGAGGGAGAGCAAGAAGAGGCGGAAGAAGUUCAUGAACCGCUAGAGAAGAAGCCCAUUGAACUCCCUACUGGCAGUGUUGUGAACGUUGUCACCGAAGGCGGGAGAAGGCGCGGGAGGAGAAAGGUCAAUAAGAAGGUCCAAGUUAAGGACGAGGAUGGGUAUCUUGGUAAGUAUUUGUCCUGUUAUCCACUAUCCCACUUAGACUGACAGUCAUUUACAGUUACAAAGCUCGAACCUGGGUGGGAAUCCUUUUCGGAGGAGGAGCCCGUGCCAAAACCUAAGCCAAAACCCAAGCCUGCCCCAAAGGGUAAAAAGAAAAACGCAGGACCCAUGACUGGGCAAGGGAGUAUCAAUUCUUACUUUUUCAAAAAAUAAUCUACAUGGCUUGUUGCAAUGCGCUCUUCCACCAAUAUUAUACCCGCUGUCGCCGACCUAUAUUCUGAGGAACUGCUGGCUGGAACUCGGUGAAAUGGGAAGCUCGCCCCCUGUUGCUGCAUUUGGAAUGAUUUUUGCACAUUUCCGGGUUUACGUUUUGCUAGACUUUCAAUGUUCGGGGUGGUCAGAGGGUAACGGGAGUUUGUUGGCGGGUUGUACCCUAGAGAUUCACGUAGCUAACUAAUGAUAUGAUCAUGUGGCAUCACUCGGCUAUUUAUUAUGGCUGUGGGGGAUGUUGGUGUGAGCAG
This is a messenger RNA of Tuber aestivum (summer truffle), 2155 nucleotides long. NCBI's taxonomy places the organism in Eukaryota, Fungi, Ascomycota, Pezizomycetes, Pezizales, Tuberaceae. The record is from the annotation of a GenBank genome assembly.